CAGUCCCUCUCCCCCCUCUUCAGUCCCCCCCCUCGGAAGUAGACGUCUCUGUCUAUAUUCCGUUAUUUUUAUAUCCUUUUUUACGAUAACCCCCUUUUCUCCCACCAAGCAGUAGCAUGGGCGCCAGGAUGGAGGACUGAAGAGCGGAGCGGCUCCCCGGUUUACCCCCUUUAUUUUCUGCGUGAGUCGAGAGGAGCGGAUGAAACCCAACUGUGGCUUUCUCCGCUUGGCAGGGGAGGUAGCUGUAUCCAGUGAGGAGGGAGGCUCAACCAGGGAAGUACAACAUGAAGUUCUCAGAACCCUGGGGAGGCCAGAGGCUGUCUUUUCUUCUGGAAAAGGCCGUCUCUAGAGAAACCAAGAUGUGGAAGGUCUACGUGCCAAAGAAGCCCUCCUCACAGGAUACAGACGUCUCCCCGGCUCAGAGAGAUGAGGCCGUGCGCUGGUUGACAGAGAUUCAUAGCAAACUGCAGCUUUACCCAGAGACUCUGGUGUUAGCUGUUAGCAUCCUGGACCGCUUCCUCACUCCCAUCAAGGCUCGUCCAAAAUACCUACGCUGCAUCGCCAUCGCCUGCUUCUUCCUGGGUGCAAAAACGUGUGAGGAAGAUGAGUGUGUGCCCUCUCUGAAGGAGCUGGUCCACUCCAGCAGUUGUGGUUGUUCUCCGUCAGAGAUUUUAAGGAUGGAGCGGAUCAUCCUGGACAAGCUGAACUGGGACCUGCACACGGCCACAGCCUUGGACUUCCUGCACAUUUUCCAUGCGAUGGUGGUGUUGUGUCGCUCUGGGUCUGUGGACGCUGUGUUGGGACUGAACCGGUCUCAGCACCUGGCUCUGCUUACAAAGAGACUUUACCACUGUCUGUCUGACCACAGCCUUUUACAGCUCAGAGGAUCCAUGCUGGCCUUGACCCUCAUCACCCUGGAGCUUGAGACCUGCUGUCCCGAUUGGCUGCUCCUGACCAUGGACCUGCUGAGGAGGGCACAGAUUAACAGCUCUGAGUUGAUCCGGAGUCGAGAGUUUGUGGCUCGUCGUCUGUCCAGUCUGAGAGUUUCUCUGCCUCCAAACACUGUCUACAUCUACCGUCCUCUGCAGGAGCCGCUCGCUGCUGCCUCACUUGGGACCAUCAUCACCUCCACCAGCUCCACUUCCUCCUCCUCUGCUCCACCACAAACACCUACAGGAGCAGCGGAGGAGGAGAAGGAGGCGGGACUUCCACCACAGAGCUCCUCCUCUUCCUCCUCGUCCACAGACAGCAGCCUCCCAGCACUGCUCUCUCCACAUAACGACGUCCACCAUCGUAACCGGUUGAAGGUCGUGCUGCGCUGCAAGGCCUCGGCCAAACGCAAGGUGGAGGACAUGGAAGUGGACGACUUCUACGACGGCAUCAAGCGCCUCUACAACGAAGACGUCACCGCCUCUCUCACUGUCCAGGAGGGGGCGACUCCAGUAACAUGUGUACUGUUGUCACGACAGGAAGGAAGCUCCUCCCCCUGCCCACCUCUGCAGGAAGUCGGUGCCUCCUAACAACCAAACAGGAAGCCGUUAGCAAAAAAAAACCAUCUCAACCGCCGCCGUCGUCCAUUUCUCUGUUGCGUAAGAAAUCGUUCAGUUUAUACUGCGUUUUAUUUACAUCGGAACUCGGGGGUUAUUUUCGCGUUCAAACAGCGUGACGUCACGUACGACUGAUUUACUGUAAAUUAUAUGCGAGCGCUGUGUACGAUACAAGACGCUGCCACAUUAAGAUUGUCGAGGUUGCUCCGAGUUCCGAGUACAAAUGGAACGCGACAUUAGCAGUGACGAACUCCUCUGACAAAGUCGGAGAAAAAGAAUAGUGUCCGAACUUAAAUUUAUCAUUUUAAAAAAGCAAUACAGAGGCAGCUAUUGAGAAAAUGACGACAACAGCGGCAUUUGAGAUGUUUUUUAGUUUCUGCACUGUAAACACGAUCACGUGACCUGACGUUGUCUCCUGCAGCAGGAAAACAGAGCCCCAAAAAAACACAAAAACCUGCUGCUGCUACGACUCUGAAUAAUAAUAAUAAUGAUAAUAAUGAUAAUUAUCACAAAAAAGGUCUAAAAAAAUAUAUAAAAUAUUGAGUAGAAAAAUUUGCCUUCCAAAAAAAACCUAAACUAACGUAGAACAACGUGACCGCGGUGUGUGCGUGUGUGUUUGUCAUCUUAUAUUUGUUGUUUUUUAACAUAUUUAUGUUUUUAAUCACUGCUGCACGUUUUUCUGUACAAUCUAAAUCAAACGUAUGAAUGUUACCACGACGACGAUCUGUAGUUUCUUUGCCCUGAUAGAAAAAAAAUGCGUUUAUUCUAAAUAAAAGUGCACUUUUGAUUGUUGUUUAGUUUGUAGACGCUUGUGAUCUUAAAGCUGGGACAGACGACUUUUACUUUAAAUUUUUGUCGUGUAAAUGUGUUAACGUGGAAUUGUUUUUUUUUUUUACGUUGUUUGAUUCAUUUGUGUUUAGUUUGUUUUAUGCAAGUUUUUUUUGCUUAAAGCUAAUAAUUAACAACAGUGCGACCAAAACAGCUUAAUUCCAGUGAUUUUAAAUGUAUUUUUUCGUCGUUAUGCGGAAUUUUUGUGUUUGGGCAAUUUGGCUUUUAACACGAUUUACACUGCGAAAGAUUUGUGUUUAGUUUUUCUGGCAGUUUUCUGUUAACGGUGAGUAUAUUUUAAGUAGAAAAAAAUGUGUAAUAUGAUAGAACCAUUAAAGAAAAUUGCUAUUUAGGAAACUAUUGCAUUUUUAACGCAGUGGUUCUAUCGCGACACAACUAAACUCUCUUUUUACGAGGAAUGAACAACGUCGAUAAAAUAUGUUAAUGUGAUAUUUUUAAACCAAGCUCCUGUUUACAGUGUAAAUAAUUUGAAGUAACGUUAAAAUAUGAACACUGUUAAAAACCAGGAUGAGAGCUGUUUGUAACAUUUAGGGAUUUUUCUAAUUGCUAAAAACAGCAGACAUAUGAAAAUUGCGAUGAAUUGUUCAGCUCUGGUCUUACGUAGAAGUCGUCUGUCGCCUCUUUAACAAAACACGUGACUAAUAGAGUUACUGUUACAGCCUCUCAGUGGGCAGGGUUCACCUUUGUUGUUGGCUCCGCCCACUCGGCACCUCUCCUAUGAAUCCACAGAGACUCGUCUUACAGAGUCUUGUGUUGCCAUGACGACAGUCAAACCCAGAACCCGUCCUCCUGUGAAGAACCGGGUUAAAAAUGUUGUGGACUUCUAAAAACUUUGAUUUUAAAUAUUAAUCAAAGAGACAGAAAUGUGUGGGUUUUUAUGUUUGUUUGUUUUUGAGUUGUCAGCACAAAAACUCUGAUGUUUAAAACAACAAAAAAAAGAUAAAAAGGACUCUGUAUUUCUCUAAGUUCUGUUUUAAUAAGAUAUUUUUAUUCCUGUCACAAAAAGCUCUGUUGUUCCUGCUGCGGCGGCUGCUGGUUAAUGAACGGCUGCAGGUCCCUGAACGCACCACGAUCAAUAAAUAAAUGAAUAAAGAGAAAACCAGUGAAAACUGA
Messenger RNA from Solea solea (common sole), 3509 nucleotides. RefSeq names its product cyclin I (gene ccni). Gene Ontology annotation, biological process: regulation of cyclin-dependent protein serine/threonine kinase activity; mitotic cell cycle phase transition. Lineage: Eukaryota; Metazoa; Chordata; Actinopteri; Pleuronectiformes; Soleidae. Bases 285 to 1520 code for a protein of 411 amino acids. Gene Ontology annotation, molecular function: cyclin-dependent protein serine/threonine kinase regulator activity. Gene Ontology annotation, cellular component: cytoplasm; nucleus; cyclin-dependent protein kinase holoenzyme complex. The record is from RefSeq and is a predicted model, not a curated record. The transcript is spliced from 10 exons.